UAGCUCUAUUAUAUAAUCCUCUCUUCCACUGUAUAAAUCUUUUUCUCUGUAAAAUAAUUUAAUAAUAUUGUUCGAAAAAAUUGAAGAUCUUGGAUAACUGCUCAAGAUCUUUGUUCAACUGCCGACAAAAAGUAAUAGUAUAGUUUUAUCUUUGGGGAUAGACUGACAACAAAGUUAAGAUCGUGUUCUUGUCUUUUUAGCCCAAAUUGCUCAUCAAAUGCAAGAUCGUCUAAAAUCAGUAGCAACCAUGGAGAAACCAAAGUUCAAGACUGUCCAAGAAGUGGUUGCAGCCGGCGAAAGACUAUCGGAGAGAUAUCUCCUCGCACCCACGGAUGAACCUCUUAACUGUCCCUUGCCGGAGAUGGAUAUUCCGGCCAUCGAUCUCAGUCUUCUCUUCUCUUCUUGUGAAGACGGUCAAGAGGAGUUAAGUAGACUUCACUCGGCGCUCUCUACAUGGGGCGUUGUUCAGGUGGUGAAUCAUGGAAUCACUGAAGCGUUUCUUGAAAGGAUGUACAAUUUAACCAAGCAGUUCUUUGCGCUUCCGGCAGAAGAGAAACACAAGUACGCGAGAGAGGCAGGUAACAUCCAAGGAUAUGGAAACGAUGUGAUUCCGUGUAAUGAUCAAGUUCUUGAUUGGCUCGACCGUUUGGUUCUCACUACUUACCCUGAAGAUAAGCGUCAGCUUAAGUUCUGGCCUCAAGUCCCAACCGGGUUUAGUGAAACUUUACAUGAGUACACAAUGAAGCAACGGGUAUUGAUCGAGAAGUUCUUUAAGGCUAUGGCUAGAUCAUUGGAACUGGAAGAGAACUGCUUUCUAAAGAUGUAUGGAGAAAAUGCUAUCAUGAAUGCAAGAUUCAAUUUCUUUCCUCCAUGUCCGAGGCCAGACAAGGUUAUUGGGAUUAAAGCUCAUGGUGAUGGCUCGGCUAUCACUCUUCUCUUACCCGACAGAGAUGUCGAAGGGCUUCAGUUUUUCAAAGAUGGCAAGUGGUACAAAGCUCCAAUGGUCCCCCCUAAUUCAAUUCUGAUCAAUUUAGGAGAUCAGAUGGAGAUAAUGAGCAAUGGGAUAUUCAAGAGCCCGUUUCAUAGAGUGGUGACAAACGGAGGAAAGGAAAGGAUAUCUGUGGUAACAUUUUGUGUACCGGAUCUAGGCAGUGAGAUUCAGCCAGCCGAUGGGCUUGUGACUGAGGCAAGACCAAGAUUGUAUAAAACAGUUACCAAUUUUGGGGAGCUCUACCACAAGUACUAUCAUCAGGGUCGAAGAACUAUUGAAGCUGCAUUGAUCUAAUAAACUACUCUCCUUUUAGAACGUUCGAAGCUCGGCGGUUGUUCAAACCCGUGACCAGUCCGUGAUCAGUUCGUGUCACAAAUGGAUUUGUUUUUCUUUGUUUCAACUUGGAAUCUGAGGCAAUAAAGAGAGUCUAAACUCUACAUCAAAUUUCCUUAUAGUAAAUCACUAUUUGAAGAACAUUAAGCUGAUACGAAAAUUAUUUAGGAUUUAA
Messenger RNA from Camelina sativa (false flax), 1499 nucleotides. Its product is annotated as protein LATERAL BRANCHING OXIDOREDUCTASE 1. Lineage: Eukaryota; Viridiplantae; Streptophyta; Magnoliopsida; Brassicales; Brassicaceae. The record is from RefSeq and is a predicted model, not a curated record.